Amaranthus tricolor (Joseph's coat) is the source of this 829-nucleotide messenger RNA. RefSeq lists its product as uncharacterized. Bases 12 to 680 code for a protein of 222 amino acids. The transcript has 4 exons. The record is from RefSeq and is a predicted model, not a curated record. NCBI's taxonomy places the organism in Eukaryota, Viridiplantae, Streptophyta, Magnoliopsida, Caryophyllales, Amaranthaceae.
AUAAUUAGAAAAUGGCAUCAAUGAAGAAAGUCAUGUUUGGUGCUCUCUUCUUCUUCAUUGCAUUUGAGUUAAUUAGUUGCAUUCCUCUCUUAGAUGAUGCUGUAUUUCAAGAACCUCCAAAACCUGACUUGAGUCCAUAUUUCAGUUGCAUAGGCGAAAAACAAUCAUCAUGCAUGCCAAAAGGCAAUGAAGGCCUAAGUCGACAAGCUCUAUUCGAUAAAAAGAGAAAAUGCAUAAGCGACUCACACACAGCAUGCCAACCUGUAUACAACAAAAUCUUGUCAGAAUUCCAGAAUACAAAACCAAUUGAUGAAUUCAAUUGCAUUGGAGUACAAUGUCUUCCACAACCAACAUUACCAGCAGCAGAGCCGAUGCCAGAAGAAAUAAAUAAUGUGCAAAAUGUAACGGAAGUUAUUAUAAAUGGUGAUCAUAUGAAUAUUACAAAUGAAGUUCCCGAAAGAACAUUAAUGGUAGAUUCCAAAGAACUGAAGCGUGCGGCAGAAGGGAAGUGCUUAACCAAAGGAAAUGUAUGUAGGAUUCCAUUCAAAGCAAUUAAUAAUUCAUCAUACCUUAUUGAAGAUUGUUGCGAAGGCCAAUUUUGCGACCAGAUUCUAAAAAACAAUGAUGAAUUCGGUCAAUGUUGUCUCCAAAAUGACCGCAAUAAUUGUUGGUUGCCCUGAUGCUUAAUUAUCCAUGGAUUGAUUUUUAUCAGAAUGAAGACAUGCCAAAUCUUAAUUUAUUCACUUAAUUAUUUCCAAUUGUUAGUUACAUGUAUGUAGACCAGGCUGAAUUUCUUUUGUAUGAUUGCCAUUUGAUGGUAAGGGUAUGU